AUGAAACGAUUUAUUCAUUUUGAAUAUGAUGAUAAAGAUUUCAAACCUAUUAAUGACUAUAAAAAACAUCAAGUGUUGUCAUUAGAUAUAGCUCUUAAACCUGUUUUAUCUUAUGUCGACCAAUUGGAACAUUAUAUGGAAAAAGCAAAGCGCUGUUGUCAUUAUUCUUUGACAUAUGGUACUACUGAAGAUGAAUCAGCUGCUAUUUAUCUCUAUACGGAUGAUUGGGGAGAUCAAAGCUUACAUAAUGUCUUGAAUCGUACAUUACAAACUAGAAAUAAAAUACAAUUAGAACUUUGGCUAGAUUUCCUUAAAUUAUUUUAUACAGCUCUGGAAAAAUUACCCAAUGUCAAGGAAACACUUUGGCGAGGUUUACCCAUUGAUAUUUCAAAGAAACUAGAAGAAGAUGACGAAUUGAUAUUAUGUUGUGUAACUUCAUGUUCAUUGUCCAUUGAUAUUAUGGGAUGCUUUCUCGAAAAUAAUCCAAUUCUUUGCUCAAUUGAAUCAUUCAACGGAAAAGAUAUUCGUGAUUAUACGCCUAAUACCGAUAUUGAUCAUCGGGAAACAAGAUCUACGGCAUCAACAAAUGCAAUGAAUGAUGAAUCAUCGCCAAAAAAAAAGAAAUCCAACGAAGACGAAAUUAAAGUAGUUACUACUUUUUUCAAUGGUGAUCAAUAUAAAUUAAAAUACCGAAAUGGUAAGAAGCAAAAUUAUGCGAAAUAUUACAAAGUUAAUGGAGAAAAAGUUGAAGGUAAAGAUGCCGAUGAUAAAGCAACUGGAGAAGGAAUUUGCACUGAUCUAAACGGCAGUCGUUAUAUAGGAGCAUUCAAACAUGGUAAUAGACAUGGUCAUGGUAUUCUUGAUGAUACAAAUGGAAUGGUACAAGCAGGUCUCUGGGCUAAUGAUGAAGUAACUGAUCAAGAUUUAAAAAUAAUAUCAAAUGGCCAUUUUUAUGAGUGGAAAAAUGACAAAGGCGAACAGCGUCAGUAUCGUGUUUAUGAUGAUAAAAAUGGAAAUAAAUACAUUGGCAAUAUAGUUGAUGGUAAGGCACAAGGAUUAGGCAUACGAAUUUGGUCAGAUAAUAAUCGAUAUGAAGGUAAUUUCGACGAUGAUAAAAAACAUGGAUAUGGUAUUUAUUAUUAUACUGAUCGAGAUAUUUAUAAGGGUCAAUGGGCUAAUGAUGAGAUUAAUGGAGAAGGAAAACUAACAUGGGCCAGUGGCACUUACUAUCAAGGAGAAUUCGUCGAUGGAAAGCGACAUGGUCAAGGAACUUUAAUAUUUGCUGAUGGACAAAGACAAGACGGUAAAUGGAAAAAGGAUCAAUACGUCAGUUAA
This is a messenger RNA of Rotaria sp. Silwood2, 1335 nucleotides long. NCBI's taxonomy places the organism in Eukaryota, Metazoa, Rotifera, Eurotatoria, Philodinida, Philodinidae. The record is from the annotation of a GenBank genome assembly.